AUAUUGUGAGCGGCUUUUCAAACGAUUGCGCUUCCGUUAAAACUGUGGCAUCUACAUGUUUAUGCUCAGGAUUAUUUGCCAAUUUAUAAUUCAGCCCAACAAACAUUUAAAAUCCAAAGUACACGUUAUCCUACUGUGACUUUGUAAAAUAGAGUGAAGUUUAAGAAAAACAGUGAGACUGACUUUGGGGGAAUUUCAUCGCAUCUAGGAAAAUUUUGGGGGUUUUGUGACAUUCCCCCAAAUUUUUCUGUAGCGGUUUCCCCAAAAUAGAGAGAUUGGGUUAUAGACAACCUUUAAAGGUUUUAGCUCAAUGGAGCGACAAUAAAGCGACUUUAAAAUAGCUCACCUACCUAAUAUGGCCUAAAAUGACUAUAGGUCAGUGCAAGGAAUUAGGAUUGGAAGUCAGGGUUUCCAUCACGAACUGGCAACAGUGGAGGUGUUAAAAUCCUAUUCAACUAAAGUCCAAGAACUGCCGUCUUAAACCUCAUUGGUCUUCCCGUGAAUUGUAGUCUAUCCUGAAGAACGUCUGAAUUCUGAAGCUCUCAAAAAGUCACUACGACAUACGGCUGAUAGUUAGCUACGGUACUUGGGUAAAACAGUUAAAUGUCGUUUUCGACUCAAUAAGUUAAUCAGCUCAAUGAAAUUAGGUUCCACUGCUGGUUUUAUCCAUUAGUCUAAUUACUUCGUCCUGAGUGCCCAUAGUCGACGUCCAGACAAAAUCUAAUUGUAAUUGACUUUAGCUCAUCUUUUUAAAGGCUGUAAUGAGGAAAAGUAAUAUAUCAAACAUUCUCCUGACCUAGUAACACUUCAAUUUAUGUACCCUGCUUAUUAUCAUGGACAAUCUCACAAAACUCCGAAUGACGCUUUUUUAAAGGCAGUUUCACUUGUGUGAUUAACGUAAGAUUUGGCGAUCUGUCUUCCUUUUUGUACCGUAUUAUUCAUGGCCUAGAUCUCUUUUCAAGAAUACUGAUGGAGAGGGUUUUUUUUUCGUAACCACUUUUAGCUUGCUCAUCUCACUACAGGUAUUCGUGGAUUAUUCAUGUUUUUAUAUUGUUCAGACAGGAGAAUGCGUCUUUUUGGUAGUCACUUACGCAAUCAUAUUAAGAAGUGACUGAAGUAAAGUUAAUGUAUGUGUGAGCAAAAUUUACCGAAUCCACUAUUUGUUGACAAAUAUGAUAGUUUAAUAGCUUCUCAAUUAUACCUAUCUUCAAUUGAAAAUCACUGUACUGAGCUUGCUAUUAUCGCUUUAAAAAGUGUGUUAAUUUAGAGAAUCAGUAGUAAAAUAAAAACCACACAACAAUCAUCAUUUCCGGGUUUAUAAAACAACAGAAUAAGCGAGAAAUAAGUUGAAAUAUUUCAUGAAUUCGGACUAAGCCAAAUGAACCUAAACACCAUAUUCACAUUCAUUAUGGCUCAUCCUAUAUAACAUGUGUAUUGCGUCAAAACGAGUGUUCCUAGUUUUUCAGUGUUUUUCCACUUUAAGAACCUUGUUGUCAGUCGUUUCACUAAGUUCUAUUUCUUACUAGUACUGCUGCUUUUAAACGUCUGAGAGCCUUUAUUUAUCCCAAUUAGUCCUUGGCCAAACGUCAAUGACCAACAAAAAAUUUCGGUAAAGUCAUGAGUUCCAUUCGGGUCAUUCCUUUGGGCGCUGGGCAAGAUGUUGGUAGAAGUUGCAUUCUUGUCACUUUGGGUGGCAAAAAUAUUAUGUUCGACUGCGGAAUGCACAUGGGCUAUAACGACGAUAGGAAAUUUCCUGACUUCACUUACAUUACCGACAAAGGGGGUCUCAAUGAUUACCUGGAUUGUGUGAUUAUUAGUCAUUUCCAUCUCGAUCACUGUGGAGCUCUUCCCUAUAUGACCGAAGUAAUAGGCUACGAUGGUCCAAUCUAUAUGACUCAUCCUACCAAGGCAAUUUGCCCAAUACUUUUGGAAGAUUAUCGUAAAAUCAAUGUUGAGAGAAGAGGAGAUCAAAACUUUUUCACUUCUGAUAUGAUAUAUCGGUGUAUGACGAAAGUUAGGUGUGUGUAUAUACAUCAAACAGUCAAAGUAGAUGAUGAUCUCGAAAUACAGGCAUUUUAUGCUGGUCACGUUCUGGGAGCAGCAAUGUUUCUUGUACGUGUAGGAACAAAUUCUGUCCUGUAUACCGGCGAUUACAACAUGACACCUGAUAGACAUCUUGGUGCAGCUUGGGUUUCUCGUUGCCGUCCAGAUCUUCUCAUUACGGAAAGCACUUACGCAACCACGAUACGAGAUUCAAAACGUACAAGAGAACGGGAAUUUUUGGAAAAGAUUCAUGCUCGCGUUGAGGCUGGGGGUAAAGUAAUUGUUUCUUUAUUUGCGACAUCGAUAGGUAUUAAUCCCUGUCUUUGCCUUAGGUCGAGCUCAAGAACUUUGUAUAUUGCUUGAAACAUAUUGGGAAAGAAUGAAUAUUUCCGUCCCAAUAUACUUCUCCAUGGGAAUGGCGGAAAAAGCUAAUGAGUAUUACAAGUUAUUUAUCUCAUGGACAAAUCAAAAAAUCAAGGAGACAUUUGUAAAACGAAAUAUGUUUGACUUUAAACAUAUAAAGCCUCUUGGGCAAGGAACAGUCGAUAAUCCAGGACCAAUGGUAGUCUUUGCCACACCAGGUAUGCUUCACGCUGGACAAUCCUUGCAUAUAUUUCGUAAAUGGGCUUCAGAUGAAAGAAAUAUGGUUGUAAUUCCAGGAUAUUGUGUUGCUGGAACUGUGGGUUAUAAGAUUUUAAAUGGAGUCAGGCGUCUUGAAUUCGAUAAACAAGUUUUAGAAGUCAAAAUGUCAGUUGAAUACUUAUCGUUCUCAGCUCAUGCAGAUGCUCGUGGUAUUAUGCAGUUGAUAUCUCAUUGUCAGCCUAAACAUGUGAUGCUGGUACAUGGAGAAGCAAUUAAGAUGGAUUUUUUAAAAUCAAAAAUUGAACAAGAGUUUGGAUUACCCUGUUCGAAACCUGCUAAUGGAGAGAUUGUACAUGUAGAAACGGAACAACAAUUCAUUGUAGAAGCUUCAAGAGAAUUUCUUAAUCAGUCGUAUUGUAUGUAUUUUUGUAGUAAAAUUUUACAUCAUUUAAGAUAACCACUAAGACAUGAGAAGUUUACUAACUAGUUAUCUCUCUUUGCCUAUCUGCCAAGUAGUAACUAAGUGCAUAUUUAUGUAAGUGAAAUAAUGUAUUUUAUGUACAAUAGUUCAUCUUUUACCUGAUAUCUCUAGAUCUAGUUUACUUAAUUUCUAAUAUUAUACAGCUAAAUGUUUUGUAGAUUUUAAUAGGGAUGAUUAAUUUACGAAAAUUAUCCGUCUGCAUACAUAUUUUAGAAAGAAUUGGUUCGCUUAACAGACUUCACCUAAACAGUUGAACUGCCUCUUCUCUAAAAAUAUAACUAAAAUUUUAUCACUUAUAAAGUGUCAAGCUUUAAAUAAAACAAUCUACAGCGAAUUGCCGUAGUACUUCUCACUUUUUUUAUUGUUUCCAUUAGAUCCAUAUAAGAUUGAUAUUACAAUCAGCUUUUAGGUUCGUUCACCCUAAAACAAUAAAUCCCAGCUGUAUUCGUAUUUCUAGUAUCCGUUAUCAUCACGCAAACUGUUGCAUUAAAAUAUUAUUUUCCAUGAUUGAGAAUAAUAUUAGGAUCCUUAAUUUUUUAGAUUCGGAUGAUCCAAAUGAGCCACUGAUUAAACGUCCUCGAUCUAUUCAGGGCGGAAUUCAAAUUGAGCCUGAUGAAACCCCUAAACUACUUGAUCGUGCCUCAGUUUUGGCUUCUUUAAGUUUGAAAGAGCAUGUAAUGCGAUUUACUUCGACGUAUGCAUUUUCUUCCUCUUCGAAUCUCACCACGAUUUUAGAUAAAUUUAUCAAACUAUGUUCAAAAUUACCCAUCGAUCCACCAAAAUUAGUACGUAACCAAAUUAUAUUCAACGAUUCAGUGGUUGUAUCAGUUUGUGAUCCUAUGUUGGAUGAAUUCGAUGAUGAAACUCGUGAAAGAUCAACAGCUCUACGUCGUACAGCUAACUUGCAAUCAAAGGAAUUCGUAUGUCAUGUAACCUAUAAUUUACAGAAUGAAAGUUUAGGAGAGCAACUUAUCAAAAUGUUUAAAAAACAAAUUGUUAAUGUUUAAGAUCUUUAAGAAUAUUGUACAAAGUACUUCAUUAUUAUUGAAUAGUGAUUCUAAUGAAUUACAUCUUUAUCCAAUUAAAAAUAUAAACUUUAAAACGAAA
Molecule: messenger RNA, 4213 nt
Organism: Schistosoma haematobium
Lineage: Eukaryota; Metazoa; Platyhelminthes; Trematoda; Strigeidida; Schistosomatidae
Product: Integrator complex subunit 11, variant 2
Exons: 13
Coding region: 1618-2406 (262 amino acids)
Biological process (GO): snRNA processing
Cellular component (GO): nucleus
Source: RefSeq, a predicted model, not a curated record